CUGAAGUCCUAGAGCCUGCCGAGCAUCAGAGUGCCUACUAGUCCCCGCUGUCCCAUACAGGCCAUAGUCGAGGAGCCGCUGUCUAGAGCCCAAGCCUCGCCAGCAUGAGAGUCCUGCGGGCGUGCCUGCUCCUCUGUGUCCUGGUCGUGAGCGACUCCAAAGGCAGCCAUGAACUUCAUCAAGAGUCUGGUGCAUCGAACUGUGGCUGUCUGAAUGGAGGAAAAUGUGUGUCCUACAAGUACUUCUCCAACAUUCAGCGAUGCAGCUGCCCAAAGAAAUUCCAAGGGGAGCACUGUGAGAUAGACACAUCGCAAACCUGCUUUGAGGGGAACGGUCACUCUUACAGAGGGAAGGCCAAUACCAACACUGGAGGCCGGCCCUGCCUGCCCUGGAACUCUGCCACUGUCCUUCUGAACACGUACCAUGCCCACAGACCUGACGCCCUGCAGCUGGGCCUGGGGAAACACAAUUACUGCAGGAACCCAGACAAUCAGAGAAGACCCUGGUGCUACGUGCAGGUUGGCCUGAAGCAGCUUGUCCAAGAGUGCAUGGUGCCCAACUGCUCUGGUGGUGAGAGUCACCGGCCUGCUUAUGAUGGAAAAAAUCCCUUCUCUACUCCGGAAAAAGUAGAGUUUCAGUGUGGCCAGAAGGCUCUGAGGCCCCGCUUUAAGAUUGUUGGGGGAAAAAGCACCACCAUCGAGAACCAGCCUUGGUUUGCAGCCAUCUAUAGAAGGCAUCGUGGAGGCUCUGUCACCUAUGUGUGUGGUGGCAGCCUCAUCAGUCCCUGCUGGGUGGUCAGCGCCACCCACUGCUUCAUCAAUUACCAACAAAAGGAAGACUACAUUGUCUACCUGGGUCGGCAAACCCUUCACUCCAGCACUCGUGGGGAGAUGGAAUUUGAGGUGGAAAAGCUCAUCUUGCAUGAGGACUACAGUGCUGACAGCCUUGCUCACCACAAUGAUAUUGCCUUGCUGAAGAUCCGUACCGACAAGGGCCAGUGUGCACAGCCAUCCCGCUCCAUACAGACCAUCUGCCUGCCCCCAGUGAAUGGCGAUGCCCAUUUUGGCGCAAGCUGUGAAAUUGUCGGCUUUGGAAAAGAAGAUCCCUCUGACUACCUCUAUCCAGAGCAGCUGAAAAUGACUGUUGUGAAGCUAGUUUCCCACCGGGAGUGUCAGCAGCCCCAUUACUACGGCAGCGAAGUCACCACCAAAAUGCUGUGUGCUGCUGACCCACAGUGGAAAACGGAUUCCUGCCAGGGAGACUCCGGGGGGCCACUGGUCUGCUCCACCCAAGGCCGCCUGACUCUGACUGGGAUUGUGAGCUGGGGCCGUGAAUGUGCCAUGAAGGACAAACCCGGCGUCUACACAAGGGUCUCACACUUCCUGACCUGGAUCCACACUCAUGUUGGGGGAGAGAAUGGCCUAGCCCACUGAGGGCCCCCAGAGAACCAAGGGAAGAGAGGGGCACCACCCAUUCCCAUGCUGACUGUCAAGUUUUUGCAGUAAGGCCAUCUGCACAGCUGUAUAUAAGGAAGAGACUGAGGAAGAUGGGCUCUGCAGAGAUGGUUUGCUUGGGCUGCCCACCAGGGUGAGCGACUGUCGCUUUACUCUCAGAUACAAGUCUGGGUGCUGGGCACCCAGAUUCCCCCCUGGCCAGGAUGGAAGGGUGGUCCUGAACCAGGAUGGUAUUAUCGUUGUAUGGACUGAAGCCACCUGGAGUGAAACAUGGCAUCUUCCGUGCAUAGGUGAGGAGAGCCUGCUCCCCUGAAGUGGGCCAUUCACGAGGCCCACUGUUGGGAAAUGAAGAAUUUCCCAAUUAGGAAGUGUGACAGAACUGAGGUCUCUUGAGAGAGCUUGGCCAAUGCAGGAACAGUGGUUUGGGGAGUAGAAACACUAAUGAUUUGAGGGAAGGGCUCUGACAUUCCAUGAAUGUAUCAGGAAAUGUUAUAUGCGUGUGUGUGUUUGCACACUUGUUCACAGGCUGUGUCAGUGUAAGAGCCGGUGUUCUGUGCCUGACAGCAAGUCUAGAUAUUUCCCCAAAUUGUGUAGACUGUGAUGUCACAUAGAAUGGUCGGUUUCAAGACGUCGUGGGUCACUCCUAGGGCCUCUUGGGUCUCCUAUGUGAUACAUCUAAAUGUAUCAUCCUGGGGCACUGACUGUGACCAGCACUCAAUUUCCAGUAUCACUUUCACGUAGAUGUAUGUUUCUUGGCCAGUUACCCUUUCUGACCUUCCAGCCAAGUUCAUCCAAUCCUCACUGAGUGAGGUGAGGACCACUCCUGUACACUGAGUAUUUAAUAAUUAUGUUCUACUAUUUUUAUUUAUAUCUAUUUUUAUAAUUUUGAAUAAAGAUGAUCAAUAAAACGUGAUUUUUCUG
This is a messenger RNA of Sus scrofa (pig), 2375 nucleotides long. It is a transcript of the gene PLAU, whose product is annotated as plasminogen activator, urokinase. Gene Ontology annotation, molecular function: serine-type endopeptidase activity. NCBI's taxonomy places the organism in Eukaryota, Metazoa, Chordata, Mammalia, Artiodactyla, Suidae. The record is from RefSeq and is marked provisional. Gene Ontology annotation, biological process: regulation of cell adhesion mediated by integrin; fibrinolysis; plasminogen activation.